Messenger RNA from Epithele typhae, 1314 nucleotides. Its product is annotated as glycoside hydrolase. NCBI's taxonomy places the organism in Eukaryota, Fungi, Basidiomycota, Agaricomycetes, Polyporales, Epitheliaceae. The transcript has 11 exons. Bases 1 to 1314 code for a protein of 437 amino acids. The record is from RefSeq and is a predicted model, not a curated record. Gene Ontology annotation, molecular function: hydrolase activity, hydrolyzing O-glycosyl compounds. Gene Ontology annotation, biological process: carbohydrate metabolic process.
AUGGUGCCCCGGCUCCUCGCUCUUGCUUCGUUCUUUUCUGCAUCGUUGGCGCUUCGAAAUGGUCUUGCCUUGACUCCUCCAAUGGGCUGGAAUUCAUGGAAUUACUUUUCGUGCGGCGUCAACGAGGACAUCGUCCUCAGGGCCGCAAAGUCUAUGAUUUCCUACAACCUUACCCGCCUGGGCUACGAAUACGUUCUCGUCGAUGACUGCUGGCAAGCGGACACCCGGGAUCCCAAAACAGGGGCUCCCGUCGAGGACAAGGGUAGAUUUCCCAAUGGUAUGAAGGACCUAGUCGACAAGGUUCACGCCAUGGGUCUCAAGUUUGGCAUAUACAGCAGUGCCGGCACAUAUACAUGCGCUGGUCGGUUUGGCUCCCUCGGAUAUGAGGAAAUCGACGCCAAGACGUACGCUGGGUGGGGUGUCGACUACCUCAAGUAUGAUAACUGCUAUAACGAGGGUCGCGCCGGAACCCCUAUGAUCUCUUACGAACGCUAUAACAACAUGUCCAUGGCACUAAACGCAACAGGAAGACCCAUGGUGUACUCUAUGUGCAACUGGGGAGAGGAUGGUCCUUGGAACUUUGCUAUCGAAAUCGCAAACAGCUACCGCAUAUCUGGAGAUAUAUAUCCUAACUACAAUGACUUCGAUAUCCGAUGUCCAUGCACGGACGUUCUCGACUGCAAACUUGCGGGCUUCCACUGCUCGGUGAUGAGAAUCCUGGACUUCUCUGCACCCAUCGGCCAAAAAUCAGGGAGUGGUCACUGGAACGACCUCGACAUGCUCGAGAUCGGCAAUGACGACAUGACUUUAUAUGAACAACUCACCCACUUCUCUAUGUGGGCGCUCGUCAAGAGCCCGUUGAUCCUCGGAAACGACGUCACGAGCAUGACACCACAGACGCUCACUAUCAUCACCAACGACGCCCUCAUCGCUAUCAACCAGGACGGCAACGGUCCUAUCACUCGGCGCUGGAAGAAGCCGGUGAAAGACGGUGAGAUCCAGCUCUGGUCCGGCGGCACCGCGAACAACUCCAUCAUCUUCACCGUCCUCAACACCUCCCCGACGACCCAAACCGUCUACCUCGACUUCGCCGACGUCUUCUACGACCAGGGCCGCUACUACGCCCGGCAAAAUUUCAAGCUCUUCGACCUCUGGAUGAAAGACGAGACCGACAACUGGGGCGCGCCCGCCGGCCAGGCGCAGUUCAACUUGACCCUCGAGGUCGCGACGCACUCCAUCAGGGUCUUCCGCGCGACGCCCGCGCCGCUGGAGAGUGCGGGGAGCGCGAAGCGGGAGUCGGAGAAGCACUUAUGA